Fukomys damarensis (Damara mole-rat) is the source of this 2056-nucleotide messenger RNA. RefSeq names its product kinesin-like protein KIF2A. The record is from RefSeq and is a predicted model, not a curated record. Gene Ontology annotation, molecular function: ATP binding; microtubule motor activity; microtubule binding. Gene Ontology annotation, biological process: microtubule-based movement. Lineage: Eukaryota; Metazoa; Chordata; Mammalia; Rodentia; Bathyergidae.
CCGGUCCGCUCCCUCGGCCCGCCGCCGCUGCUCCAGAUGAGGUGAUGGCAACAGCCAACUUCGGCAAGAUCCAGAUCGGGAUUUACGUGGAGAUCAAGCGGAGCCAUGGCCGAAUACACGAAGCAAUGGUAACAUCUUUAAAUGAAGAUAAUGCAGGUGUAACUGUUGAAUGGAUAGAAAAUGGAGAUACAAAAGGCAAAGAGAUUGACCUGGAGAGCAUUUUUUCACUUAACCCUGACCUUGUACCUGAUGAAGAAAUUGAACCCAGUCCAGAAAUACCUCCACCUCCGACAUCCUCAGCCAAAGUAAACAAAAUUGCAAAGAAUCGACCGACUGUGGCAUCUAUUAAGAAUGACCCUCCUCCAAGAGAUAACAGAGCACGUAGAAAAUCUAAUUGUGUGAAAGAAGUGGAAAAGGUACAAGAAAAGCGAGAAAAAAGGAGAUUGCAACAGUAAGAACUUAGAGAAAAAAGAGCCCAGGAUGUUGAUGCCACAAACCCAAAUUAUGAAAUUAUGUGUAUGAUCAGAGACUUUAGAGGAAGUUUGGAUUAUAGACUGCUAACAACAGCAGAUCCUAUUGAAGAACAUAGAAUAUGUGUUUGUGUAAGAAAACGACCACUGAAUAAGAAAGAAACUCAAAUGAAAGAUGUUGAUGUGAUCACAAUCCCUAGUAAAGAUGUUGUGAUGGUACAUGAACCCAAACAGAAGGUAGAUUUAACAAGGUACCUAGAAAACCAAACAUUUCGUUUCGAUUAUGCCUUUGAUGUCACAGCUCCUAAUGAAAUGGUUUACAGGUUUACUGCUAGGCCACUAGUAGAAACUAUAUUUGAAAGGGGAAUGGCUACAUGUUUUGCCUAUGGCCACACUGGAAGUGGAAAAACUCAUACUAUGGGUGGUGACUUUUCAGGAAAGAACCAAGAUUGUUCUAAAGGGAUUUAUGCAUUAGCAGCUCGAGAUGUCUUUUUAAUGUUAAAGACGCCGAAUUAUAAAAAGCUAGAGCUUCAAGUUUAUGCAACCUUUUUUGAAAUUUAUAGUGGAAAGGUGUUUGACUUGCUAAAUAGGAAAACAAAAUUAAGAGUUCUAGAAGAUGGAAAGCAGCAAGUUCAAGUGGUGGGAUUACAAGAACGGAAGGUCAAAUGUGUUGAAGAUGUACUGAAACUUAUUGACAUAGGCAACAGUUGCAGAACAUCCGGCCAAACAUCUGCAAAUGCACAUUCAUCUCGGAGCCAUGCAGUGUUUCAGAUUAUCCUUAGAAGGAAAGGAAAACUACAUGGUAAAUUUUCUCUCCUCGUUGGAAAUGAACGAGGAACAGAUACUUCCAGUGCAGACAGGCAAACUAGGCUUGAAGGUGCUGAAAUUAAUAAAAGCCUUUUAGCACUCAAGGAGUGCAUCAGAGCCUUAGGUAGAAAUAAACCUCAUACUCCUUUCCGAGCAAGUAAACUCACUCAGGUGUUAAGAGAUUCAUUCAUAGGUGAAAACUCUCGUACCUGCAUGAUUGCCACAAUCUCUCCAGGAAUGGCAUCCUGUGAAAAUACUUUUAAUAAAAGAUAUGCAAAUAGGGUGAAAGAAUUGACAGUAGAUCCAACUGCUGCUGGUGAUGUCCGCCCAAUAAUGCAUCAUCCACCAAACCAGAUUGAUGAUUUAGAGUCACAGUGGGGCGUGGGGAGUUCCCCUCAGAGAGAUGACCUAAAACUUCUCUGUGAACAAAAUGAAGAAGAAGUUUCCCCACGACUGUUUACUUUCCGUGAAGCUGUCUCACAAAUGGUAGAAAUGGAAGAGCAGGUUGUCGAAGAUCACAGGGCAGUAUUCCAGGAAUCAAUCAGAUGGCUAGAAGACGAAAAGGCUCUCCUAGAGAUGACUGAAGAAGUGGACUAUGAUGUAGAUUCAUAUGCUACACAACUUGAAGCUAUUCUUGAACGAAAAAUAGACAUUUUUACUGAGCUGCGGGAUAAAGUGAAAUCUUUUCGUGCAGCUCUACAAGAAGAAGAACAAGCCAGCAAGCAAAUUAACCCGAAGAGACCCCGUACCCUUUAAUUGAUAUUUGCUGCUAAACUAUC